UCUCUCUCUUCCCUUUUUUCCAACCCGUCUUCACUCUGUCGACAUUACUUGUCAUCACCUUUGGAAUUUUCUCGCAACAGCAAUUAAGCACCAUUUAUUUAUAUAUAUUGCUAUCCAUUUGACUGCCUAAGCUCUCUCUUUCUUUGGUGCCCCCGCGAGUCUGAGAGUUAAGGAGAGAAGGGAGAGGGAGAAAGAGGGGAAGAGAAUGGGUGUCUCAGAAGAAGAGAUGCUGGUCCAAAUGGUUCAUGACUUCAUUGAAUCAGAUACAUCAUCCAUGCCCACCUCCAUUCCAUCCUCCUCGCAGGCCAUUUCUCUCCACCACCACACAUACCUCAUUCUUGAGGGGAUGAUUAGGAGUGCUACCGAUGCUGAGAUGGAGGUUUUUGAGAAGGCCUUGAAGUAUGUGAGAGAGAUGGGAGAAGAAAGGAAGAAGAGCUGUGUAAAGAAGAGGCUAAUGAUGAAAUUGAGGAUGGAUGGUUAUCAGGCUUCCCUAUGUAGAUCUUCUUGGGUUACAACCUUGGAGUGUCCUGGAGGGGAUUAUGAGUAUAUAGAUAUUGUGAUGGCAGAGGAAAAUGGUGCCUCAUGCAGGCUAAUAGUAGACAUAGAUUUCAGAUCCCAGUUUGAACUGGCCAGACCAACAUCAGCCUACACCAAACUCUCCAACAUCCUCCCCCAGAUCUUUGUUGGAAAAGAAGAGAAGCUUAAGAGGGUGGUCUCCCUCCUAUGCUCAGCUGCACAGCAGUCUCUGAAAGAAAGGGGCCUCCACAUCCCUCCAUGGAGGAAGUCAAGCUACAUGCAGUCCAAAUGGCUCUCAUGCUGCCACAAAGCCUCCUCCAUCCCCUACCCCAACAUCUUAUCCACCAAGGACUUGGCCCAGACAGCAAGGACUCUCUCCUCCCAAGCCAAAGAUAGGGGCAGCAGGCCUAAAGGGACACAAGGGUCUGGCUUGUCAAGCCAGUUCUCUGACCUUAGUAUAAAUUGUUGCUGACUUUGAUGUCAUUAAGUAGUGACAUAUGGUGAGGAGCCUCAGAGUAAUGGUUUUGUCAUGACAUGGACUUUGUGUUAAUUCUUUUUUGCAUUGAGGUACUUGUCAAAGAAGGGCAUAUCUAUCUAGUUUCUGUGCUGAUCUAUAUGAAAAAGAGAGAGAGAGAGAGAGAGAGAGAGAGAGAGAGAGAGAAAGUUAAUGGUGAUGGGUGGAUUGCUACCCACUGUAAGUUUCAGAAUGUCAUCUUUGGGCUCAUUUCAUAGGAGCAUCUGUUCCUCCAGGGAUUUCUUAGGA
Messenger RNA from Phoenix dactylifera (date palm), 1279 nucleotides. RefSeq lists its product as uncharacterized. NCBI's taxonomy places the organism in Eukaryota, Viridiplantae, Streptophyta, Magnoliopsida, Arecales, Arecaceae. The record is from RefSeq and is a predicted model, not a curated record.